Anopheles arabiensis is the source of this 905-nucleotide messenger RNA. RefSeq names its product ninjurin-2-like. The coding region runs from base 153 to 614 and encodes 153 amino acids. The record is from RefSeq and is a predicted model, not a curated record. Gene Ontology annotation, cellular component: membrane. Gene Ontology annotation, biological process: cell adhesion; tissue regeneration. The transcript is spliced from 3 exons. NCBI's taxonomy places the organism in Eukaryota, Metazoa, Arthropoda, Insecta, Diptera, Culicidae.
UAGUUGUUCUUCAAAACAACAUCAACGAAAACGUAUGACAUUAUCGUGCUGCGAUAAGAUUGCAUUGAAAAAGUUUAUUGGAAAUAUUUCAUGAGAAUGCGUGCCGUCAGUAGCUGAUGGACCAAUUACAGCAAUAGACGCUAGUUGUGAUCAUGGCAAACCAGAAGUUUGGUGAACAAUCGGGUAAGGCGUCACAGGUUGAGCGGAAUGAAGACAGCCCCGACAUUUCGGCAAAGGAUAUAAUCCAAGGUAUCAAGGGACUGAACUUAAACAGCUAUGCCACGCGCAAAUCGAUUGCACAGGGCAUGCUCGAUCUUGCAUUGCUGACUGCCAAUGCAUCACAGCUGAAGUACAUUCUCACUGUUGGCGAGACGCAUCAAUUCUACCAUUUUCUGUUAGUGUUAAUCAUUGUGUCUAUAUCGCUACAGAUAUUCCAAGCCCUUCUCAUCAUCGUUUUGGCAGUUGUUUUUGAUAUCAACAAAGUGGAAGAGCAGAAACGUACUGAUAUCGUAAAUAAUAUUCUUAUUGCGUUUACAGUAAUCAGUGUUGUAGUGAAUGUUAUUAUCAGUGCCUUUGACAUGAAGUCACAAACAGACAUUCUGAAACAAAGCUGAUCAUGCUUGAAAUAGCAUCAUUAACUCAAUUGAUUGUAAUCAUAAAUAAAACAACGAACAAAAGUGCUAUUUACCUUUUGUAAAACACAGUACUCAACGAUUCUUAGAUAAAUAUUAUAGGUGUUUUCAAAAAAGCUGAUUUCGAUGUGAUUUUUGCAAAAAAAAAAAAAAAACGGAAUUGUGAUAUUCCUGAUCGGUUUGAGUCCAUUCCACGCUUUAUUGUCAUUGCAUUGUGAUUAGGAUAAUCAUAACUAUAACUAAAUAUACAAUGUCAGGAAUCAUAGACUAAAA